GUCAGUCAGUUUCAGACGGAGAGGGCAGUGUAGAGAGAAAGAGUCCAGUAGGAAGAGCAACUGUGUCGGGUUCGCAUCCUGACAAACCCUGGAUUUGCGAAAAAGAUCGAAACCGUCAGCGCCUAUGUUGCACUUUGAUCUUUGGAUGUCUAAAUUAUUUUGUCAACUUUAAAAAAGAAGUCAAUUCCACUCACUUCAUUUAAUAGGAUUGACGCCCGCACUGAUCAUAAGAAGACGAAGUUUGAACGGAAAUGAAGACCCUGGAGGAGCCCCCCUACCUCACUGUGGGCACGGACGUCAGCGCCAAAUACAGGGGGGCCUUCUGUGAGGCGAAGAUCAAAAUCGCCAAGAGACUGGUUAAAGCGAAGGUGACCUUCAAACCCGACUGUUCCACCGGGGAGGUACAUGACGAGCACAUCAGAGGCCCCUUGAAGGUGGGGGCUACGGUGGAGGCGAGAAACUCCGACGGGGCGUACCAGGAAGCCGUCAUCAACAAGCUCACCGACGCCAGCUUGUACACCGUCGUGUUUGAUGAUGGAGAUGAGAAGACUCUGAGACGCUCCUCUCUCUGUCUGAAAGGAGCGCGGCACUUUGCAGAGAGUGAGACCCUCGACCGGCUCCCCCUCACCAACCCUGAGCACUUCGGCACGCCGGUCAUCGGGAAGAAGACCAACCGCGGCCGACGGUCCAAUCCAGUCCAAGAGGAAGAAUCGUCUUCGUCGUCAAGUGAGGAAGACGAGGGGGACCAGCAGGACAAUGACGAGCUGCUGGGGAAGGUGGUGUGCGUGGAGGCGGUCGCCCCCGGCGACAGGAAGAAGAGCGCGUGGUACCCGGCGCUGGUGAUUUCGCCAGACUGCAGCGAAGACUUGGCCACCAAGAAGGACACCGUCCUCGUCCGCUCCUUCCGGGACGGAAAGUUCUGCGCGGUUCUGCGGAAGGACGUCCGCGAGAUCGACGGGCAGACGGCUCCGAAACCAGACGCGGCUCUCAAGCCAGCUCUGGACGGUGCCCUGGAGUUCCUGCGCUGCGGCGGCGUGCCGAGCUCCUGGAGGACCGAGGUGAAGGACGAGACCUCCAGCAGCGAGGACGAGGAAGACGAGGAGGAAGAGGAGCCAGAGGAGGACGCCAGCAGCGGAGAGGAGGAGGAGGAAGUGGAGCCCUUUCCAGAGGAGAGAGAGAACUUCCUGCAGCAGCUCUACAAGUUCAUGGAAGAUCGAGGCACACCCAUUAACAAGAGACCAGUGCUAGGCUACAGAAACCUCAACCUCUUCAAACUCUACAGGCUGGUACACAAGCUGGGAGGGUUCGAUAAUAUUGACAGCGGCUCUGUGUGGAAGCAGGUCUACCAGGACCUGGGGAUCCCCGUGCUCAACUCCGCUGCCGGCUACAAUGUCAAAUGCGCCUACAGGAAGUACCUGUACGGGUUCGAGGAGUACUGCACCUCCUCCGGGAUCGCGUUCCAGAUGGCCCUCCCGCACCGGGCCGAGCCGAAGGCUGAGGAGGCGUUGGGGGCCGCCGCCGCCGCCGCCGGGCCGCCCGUCGCUCCCGGCAACGGGGGCGCGUCCGAGCAGAGGGCCGUCCGCGAGGAGCAGCAGCGCUCGCGCCCGGACGGCAAACCCGCCGACCUCCAGCCUGUCCUGUGCAAGCAGGCAGAGGAGGAGGAGGAGGAGGAAGCAGACACAGGCAGCGAUAGACUGGAGGCCGCUCGUCAGAAGAAGGAGGAAGAAGACGAGGCCGUCAGCAGGCUGGGGCGUAGCGAGGAAGACGAGGACGCAGACGAAGAAGCCGGGGACGAGGCCCCCAGCCCCCGCGCGGAGAGCGUGAAGCCGGAGCCCUUCGAGGAGCUACGGGACGGGGAGAAGUCAGGGGAUGACAGCAGUCAGGAGGGGGAAGGGGAGGAGUUUGAGAGUUACCCCGCGGGGAUGAAGGUGCAGGUGAGGUAUGGGCGAGGCCGCAAUCAGAAGACGUACGAAGCCACUGUGAAAGAGUCUGACCUGGAGGGGGGAGAGGUGCUGUACCUGGUGCACUACUGUGGCUGGAACGUCAGGUAUGACGAGUGGGUUAAAGCGGAUAAGAUCGUGCGGCCGGCGAAUAAGAACGUCCCCAAAGUGAAGCAUCGUAAGAAAAUAAAGAACAAAACGGAAAGAGAGAAGGACAGGCUAGAGAGGCUGACGGACAGGGAGGACCUCCCCCCUUCCAAAAACCACCGAAUCCACCGCUCCGCCAAGUCCGGCCCGCCCCACGACGGCUUCUCCCCGCUGGACGAGCACAAUGACAAAGGGCCCAAACACGCGGCCGCCAAGUCCAUCGAGAUCACGUCCAUUCUGAACGGCUUGCAAGCCUCAGAGAGCUCAACUGAUGAGAGCGAACAUGAGGAGGAGGAUGACUGUGAAGGUGACCAGGAGGAAGAUGAGCAGCUGGGUUCCCAUGGUGACCGCAGAAGGGCGGGUCUGCCGGAGGGGCCCCGUGUUCCGGAGCACUGGGAGGGCAGCAGGGGCCUGCCGGGGGGGUGCAGGGGGGGACCUGGGGGGCCCGGAGGCGAGCGGGUCCCGGGGCCCGACGGCCAGGAGGGCACGGAGCCCGGGAAGCGCAGGGGCCCCCCGGAGCCCCAGGGGGAGGGGGCCAGCAGAAAGCGCAAAGCGGAGGCCCCCGGGCAGCGCCCUCCGAAGGGAGCGUCCCGGAGCAGGCCCAGGAGCAGCAGGACCGCCGACUGGCUGCCCCACGGCUCCCCCCAGAGGCCGGAGGAGAGAAGCGCGGGGCCGCGGGGGGAGACGAGCGGCAGCAGCAGCUCGGAGGACGAGGGGGAGGGGCCCGCGGAGCCCGGCCCCGAGGCGGGAGGGCGGCGCGGCAAAGCCAAGGGCACCCCCUCCAAGAAGUACAACGGGCUGAAGGAGAAGACGAAGGGGGGGCGGUCCUCGGCUUUCUGGGAGGUCCCCGAAAAGCGGCCCAAGCUGGCGCUGGGCGGGGACGAGAGGCCGGCCGGCGGCCGGGGGAAGGGCCAGAAGGACGUGUGGUCCAGCAUCCAGGCCCAGUGGCCCAAAAAGACGCUCAAGGAGCUCUUCUCCGACUCCGACACGGAGGCGGCCAACUCCCCCCCGCCCGCCGUGUCUCCGGCCGAGGACCCGCGGGCGGGCGACCCGGCGCGGGACGGCGAGGCGGGCCGGGGGUCCCCAGAGCCCCACAAAACCCGGGGGUCCCCCAGCAGCGGCAGCAACUCGGUCCUCAACACGCCCCCCACCACCCCCGAGUCCCCGGCCGCCCAGGCCGGCAGCCCCCGUCGGACUCUGAGCCCCGCCCCGCCCCCGGCCCCUCCCCCGCCCUCGCUGGACCCCGCCCCCGAGGCCUCCCCCCGCGUCCCGGGCCCCCCGCUGGAGGAGAGCAUGGGGGGGCGCAGCGAGACGGACAGCAGCACGGUGGAGGUGGAGAGCCUGGGGGGAGAGCUCCCCCCGGAGGACAGGCCCGGGUCCCCCUCCAUGGCCUUCGACGGCAGCCUCUCCUGCCACAGCAGCUGCAGCAGCCAGCACGACGGCCAGCAGAGGGCCCGAGCCGCAGCGCUGGCCAAUCAGAAGCAGCAGAAGGACUCCCAGGGGGGCGGAGCGUCAAAGAAACACAAACGGAGCCACAAGAACUCGGGCACUCCCCCCAAGAAGAGCCGGAAAAUGGCCCACAGCAGCGACAGCGAGGACCACUCCACCAGCGAGAACACUGCCAAAUCCCCCGCCCCCAAGACCGCCGCCGCCGCGCCCAAGUGCCCCGGCAGGACACCCCCUGCUGGUCACCGGUACCACAAGCACGGGGACGCGGAGCACCAGGGCCGCACGCCGCGCGUCUACAAGUGGAGCUUUCAGAUGUCCGACCUGGAGAAGAUGACCAGCUUGGAGCGGAUCUCCUUCCUGCAGGAGAAGCUCCAGGACAUUCGCAACCACUACCUCUCGCUCAAGUCGGAGGUGGCCUCCAUAGACCGCAGGCGGAAGCGCAUGAAGAAAAAAGAGCGGGAAAGUACGGUCGCAGCGUCCUCUUCCUCCUCAUCCUCCUCCUCCUCCUCCCCGUCCUCCAGCUCUCUCACAGCGGCGGUCAUGCUGACCCUGGCGGAACCCACCGUCUCGGGGUCCUCUCAGAACUCUGGGGUGUCUGUGGAGUGCAGGUGACAGGACGCCCAGCGGCCCAAAGCACUCUGCACUUAGCCAGCGUCCGCGCAACCCCGCCCCCUGGCCCCUGGCUCCGCCCCCCACCCUUUGCUCCCAGACCCCUGCUCCUUUUAAAGUCCAAGUCUCACCAAGUAUUCC
Anguilla rostrata (American eel) is the source of this 4286-nucleotide messenger RNA. It is a transcript of the gene arid4b, whose product is annotated as AT-rich interaction domain 4B. Lineage: Eukaryota; Metazoa; Chordata; Actinopteri; Anguilliformes; Anguillidae. Gene Ontology annotation, cellular component: nucleus. Gene Ontology annotation, biological process: regulation of transcription by RNA polymerase II. Gene Ontology annotation, molecular function: transcription cis-regulatory region binding. The record is from RefSeq and is a predicted model, not a curated record. Bases 252 to 4148 code for a protein of 1298 amino acids. The transcript has 24 exons.